Molecule: messenger RNA, 3866 nt
Organism: Tyto alba (common barn owl)
Lineage: Eukaryota; Metazoa; Chordata; Aves; Strigiformes; Tytonidae
Gene: IGFBP3
Product: insulin like growth factor binding protein 3
Exons: 4
Coding region: 332-1180 (282 amino acids)
Biological process (GO): regulation of insulin-like growth factor receptor signaling pathway
Cellular component (GO): extracellular region
Molecular function (GO): insulin-like growth factor I binding; fibronectin binding; insulin-like growth factor II binding
Source: RefSeq, a predicted model, not a curated record
GCUUUUUUUCCUGAGUGUUGUGUGUGGCCAAAAAAAAAAAAAAAAAGAGAAAAAAAAAAAAAAAAAAGUUCGUGGCGGGCCAAGUGAUCCAGGCGCUCUGCAGGCUGCAGGGAGGGCGGUGGGGGAAAGAAGGAAAAAGUUGCCUUUGUUGCUCGCGAGCUCUUAAUUACCUUGAUGUGAUUAAGGGCAGGCGGCGGAGGAAGGAGGCGCCGGCCGAGGGGGGGGUCCGAGCGGCUCGGGCGGGCUGCGGGGCUCUCCCCGGAGCGCGGGGGGCGGCCCCCCCCCCCCUCCGCCCCUCUUCCUCCUCCUUCCUCCUCCUCCGGCGGUUGCCAUGGUGCCGCGGCCCGGCGUGCUGUGGGCAGUGGCGGCGGCGCUGGCGCUGCUGGCGCGGCGGGCGGCGGCGGGGCCGGUGGUUCGGUGCGAGCCCUGCGACGCCCGGGCGCUGCAGCACUGCAGGCCCCUGCGGCCCGACUGCGCCGAACGCGUGAGGGAACCGGGCUGCGGCUGCUGCUUCACCUGCGCCCUGCGAGCCGGCCAGCCCUGCGGCAUCUACACCGAGCGCUGCGGCGCCGGGCUGGGCUGCCAGCCGCGGCGGGAGGAGGCGCGGCCGCUGCAGGCGCUGCUGGAGGGCCGCGGGCUCUGCACCAACGCCACGGCGGGCGGCAAGCUGCGGGCGUUCCUCCUGCCCGGACCGCAUGCUGCAGGAAAUUCCAGUGAUUCCGAAGAAGAAGACCGGAGUGCCAGCAGCAUAGAAAAUCAGGCCAUCCCCAACUCUCACAGGGUGCCGGAUACCAAAUCGCAUCCACCGCACAUCAAAAUAGAUAUUAUCAGGAAAGUGCAAGCCAAAAAUACGCAGCGCUAUAAAGUGGAAUAUGAUUCUCAGAGUACGGAUACACUGAAUUUCUCUUCUGAAUCCAAACAAGAGACUGAAUACGGUCCCUGUCGUAGAGAAAUGGAAGACACUUUAAACCACCUAAAGAUCCUGAAUGUCUUGAGUCCCAGGGGCUUUCAUAUUCCAAAUUGUGACAAGAAGGGGUUCUACAAGAAAAAGCAAUGUCGCCCAUCCAAAGGCCGAAAAAGAGGUUACUGCUGGUGCGUGGAUAAGUACGGACAGCCGCUUCCCGGGUACGAUGGGAAGGGGAAGGGGGAUGUCCACUGCUACAACUUGGAAAGCAAAUGAGGGCGGGGUGCCAGCUCUUCUGGCAUCUGUGCGUGGCCACCGGACCUCGCAGGGACCCCGGGGGGGCUGGGCAAAGGCCGCGGGCUGCGCUGGGCGCGGAGGACCGAGCUCUGCCUCCCGCAGCAGGCGGCUGGGGAGCCACCAGCCUCCACGGGCACUGGGCUUCCCGUGGGACACGCAGGGAGCUCCGAAUCCCGACGUCAACCUGCACUAUUGACACCCAGAGAGAGAAGAACGAGAGGCACUUCGGAAUGGAUUCAGGGAGUCUCCACUGACUUUUUAAAGAACAGCCUGUGACCAAUCUGAUCCCGAAAGAUACUGGGUUUUUUUUUUCAAUUGUAAAGAAUUUAUAGAUUGUAAGCUUGUAAAAGUAUUUAAAAAAAAAAAAACAAAAACAAAACAAACAAAAAAAAAAUAAAAACAAAACAAAAAAAAAAACCACAAGGAUUUAAAGGUUAAGCAUUUUUUUACAGGUCUGAGGGGAAACUUCACGGGUAAAAAAGUUUUAUAAAAAAAUCUCGAACUUUUUAAAGAAACGUAUUUCUAAAAUAAAGACAUGGGUAUUUUUUUCUGUAAAAUAUAUUAUGAAUAUUCUGUUAGUCUGUAUUUAAUAUAAUUGUUUUUUAAUAAACCUUAUUUAAAUGUCACAUGUGAAUACCAAAUACUACACAAUAAUUCUAGUGUAUACUUCUGUAUGCAAAGAGAAAGUUAAGGGUAUGGAAUGAUUUACAAAUAUGUAUAGAUCCAUAUGCAUACUCGCUGACCUAUUCUAGAUAAUAGAAAUGAAUUUGUGGAGCAAAGGAAGUGUUUCCAGAAGAUACUAAGUUUUGUUGUUUGAAGUAACUACACAUACCAAGAUAAUAUUUUUUUUCUAAUUUUUUUUUUUAUUGGUAUUUCUAAUGUACCCAUUACUGAAUUAUGCCACUGGAAAGGAUAACAGUUGCACUGAAGCUCUCAGUAAAGCAUUCUUCUGUCUGUCCUUCGCUUCAGUUUGUGCAACAGGGCUUACAUUUCCUGCUCUCACACCAAUAGAGAAUAUUCAUGGACGAAAGAUUGCCAUUACAGUACCACCCUUUCUAUUUGCUUAUUUAUUUUGAAAAGCUGUAUCUAUUCUGUGUUGUACACUCUACCAAAGCACAUAUUCUGUAUGAGGAACUCCUGUUUGUGACAGUGCUGACAAGAUGGGGGGGAUGGUGGACCUGGGUGUUGAGACCCAUGUGCUUCAUUUACGCUGCACACAAUUGUUGCUUGCUUUGACUUUGGUAGAAAUUAUUUGCCUGCAUCUAAGCAUAGAGUAAGAACCAUCAGGUUUAAAUAUUUAAACCAAGUGUUCUGCCAUGAUAUUAUACGUCCUUUUAAUUGGAAGGGAAGGGAUUUGGUUUUGUGCUGGUAUGUGAUGCUUUCACAUAAGGAAGACUUUGGCAACUUUUUUUUUUUUUUUUUUUUUUUGAGGCUGAUUGUUUACUGAACUUCAUGACAAAUUCUGUAUGACAAUGAAAUCUGGAUAAGGAAAGGUGGCUUGUGAAAUGUAACAUCUCUCUGGAAAGUAAUGCCAUAUUUUGUAUAUUUAUUUAUAUAUUUUAUAUAAAUAUUUUAUAUAUUUAUAUAAAUAUAUAAUAUAUUCUUAUAUGUGUCACUAUAAAUGUUUGAUGUCACUGUAGAAAAAAGAAACGAUCAGCGCUGUUAUUUCCUGUUGGGUUGGGAACUGAGGGCAGUGGGUUUCCAGCCUCUGGGACCAGGGCUUGUGCUGAUGGAGGGGAGACUGGGGGGCCGAGGAGCCCAUUCCUCUCCUGCCCCAUGAAUUGCAACCACCCUUGCUCCUGCCAGCAAUGGAAAAUGUCUUGAAACUCUGACGUGGAAAGGUUUGGAUAUGCAGCUUGCCAGGAUUGAGGCAGCCAGUCACCUUAAUGAGAUGUUUAAAGCUGUACCCUGAAAUGUAUUAGCUGAACAGCCCUGUGUGUAUUCUUGCACAUCUUCCUAAUUUCUACCUAAUGAGUUCAUAUCAUCGUUAAAACUGAAUUUUUUUAACCUUAAAGAGUAAGGAAAAAAAGUGUACGUGAAGUGAUGCUUACUCCAGGCUAAUGCAGAUUUCCUGACAGAUGGCUACAGAAAGCUUUGUGAGGUCAAGAUUCAUUGCAAUACUUUAACUGCUAAUGCAAUUGUAAUGCCUGCAAAGAUUUGUUGGCAAAAAAAAAAAAAAUAAAUGCUGAGCCUUUUUUUUUUUUCUAAAGUUGUAAACCAGUUCCUUUCAAAUAGUUUCACAGAGGGAAGAAAGUUAUAUAUACACCAAUAGCUGGUCAUGUAACCAUACAUAGGAAAAUAAGGGUUGGAUUCAUGAAAGUGAGAUAGUAUUUCACCUUGUGGGUUUUUUUUAAUUGCUAUCUCAUGAGCCUUCUGAAAGAGAAAAACAGCAUCUCACCGAAAAGGUAGAUAGCUGCCUUGCAAGGCACAUUUUGCCAGUAUGCAAAGAAAUGCUGUAACAGCCUGUGGCGGUAUUUCUGUUUGGUGUAUUUUGUCAAGUUUUUAAGCUUUUUAUGUUUUGCCCUACCCUUAAAAACAAAUCAACAUAGAAGAAGCUGGCUAGGACCUUGGGUGAUACUCUGAUCUGUGCAGAGCACCAUCUUUGAGUUCCUUGAGAUGUAGUAUUUUUUUCAAAAAUAAACUGACUGAAGCAAGCGAUCUCCCA